This is a messenger RNA of Suillus paluster, 501 nucleotides long. RefSeq lists its product as uncharacterized. Lineage: Eukaryota; Fungi; Basidiomycota; Agaricomycetes; Boletales; Suillaceae. The record is from RefSeq and is a predicted model, not a curated record. The coding region runs from base 1 to 501 and encodes 166 amino acids. The transcript is spliced from 3 exons.
AUGAAAGCUAAUAUCGACCUCGAGGCUCCUGGAGCCAGCCCAGUGGAUGGUAGCUCGUGGAGCUCAACUCCAGAAAGUCAUGAGGCCUGCACUGGAUAUCAUUCGCAUGGACAAGGGGCCCCUGUGUAUUCCUACGGAUGUUAUAAUUUUGGGAAGGUCAGAAGGUUGGCGUGCACCAAACCUUCUACCCAAGACCCAGAGCAGACCUGUCAGCUUGCACAUAACUUGGACACUGAACAAUACAAACCACUGGAGCUGGAAUCAAAAGUUAGAAAUGGCGACGAGAAAGGGGUUGAUAAGUUGCUGUCCAAUCCAAACUUGAAGAGAAAGGCAUCUGACUCCAGUGAUGAAGCUAGAGAGAGAGAGUUCCAAUCUGUAGCUAAGGUUGAGCUGGAAGUUGCUGCAAUUCUUGAAGCUGUUCACAGGAUGGAGGCAGCUGUUGAAAGACAAAGCAGAAUUCUUGUGGAGGUCUGUAACACAAUUGAAAACAACGGGAUGUAA